Glycine soja is the source of this 915-nucleotide messenger RNA. RefSeq lists its product as uncharacterized. The coding region runs from base 195 to 509 and encodes 104 amino acids. Gene Ontology annotation, cellular component: endoplasmic reticulum membrane. The transcript is spliced from 3 exons. Gene Ontology annotation, biological process: vacuolar proton-transporting V-type ATPase complex assembly. The record is from RefSeq and is a predicted model, not a curated record. NCBI's taxonomy places the organism in Eukaryota, Viridiplantae, Streptophyta, Magnoliopsida, Fabales, Fabaceae.
AACCUCAAUCCAGAACGAUGCGUUUUGCUGACUCUUCUCUUUCCCCCAAUCCCUAAACCCUCUUUCUUCGUUUCAGUUCAAUCUCUCUCUGUCUAUUCCCAAUUCGCAAGUUUCACUGCGCAAUCACUGCAUAUACCUAUUCAUUUGGCCACGAACUUCACAUUGGGGUGGUAGCAGUAUUUGAGGCAAGAAAAAUGGGAGUGAUUCAGAAGUUUUUCGUUGCAUCACUGUUCAUGUGGGCAAUCCCUAUUGCAAUUUUAUAUGCUUUUAACCAUAAUAUACUUCCUGGAACAUCCAAUUUGUCCCCAUACUCUAUGACACUAGUGAGCGGAUUUCUUGCUGUCAUAUCUGUCAAUGUGGUGAUAGCAUUUUACAUAUAUUUGGCAAUGAGAGAACCUGCGGCGGAUAAACACGAGCCUGAUCCUAAAUUUCUUGCUGAGGCCAAAGCUAGCAUCAAUCAGUCUACAGGGGAUGCUCAACAAUCCCAGACUCUCAAAAAAGAACAGUAGAUGUGAUGCAGGACUACAAAAGGGUGAGAAUCUUAGCUUGGGAGGAGUUGUUACUAGAUCAAGGUUGAGGAACCUACAAGAGGAUAUUAAUAUGAAGAUGAUUUCACUUGUGGAGAAGAAUGAUAGAGGGGACUUGAAGAUCAUAAAUUUGGUUCUUUUGAUUAAUGAAUAUUUAGCUUGCUGCCAAUUGAGAGUGUUUCUCUUUGGUUCUUUCUUGGAACCCUUUGAUUCUUAUCAAAGAAUUCCAUUGCAUGUGGCGAAUCUACCUUAACUCAUUAAUUCAUCCGAAUUGAGACACUAUUAUUUCAUUUCCUUACCUUGAUCCAUUUUUUUCCCUUUUCUUAAUUUUUUUAAAAAAAAUUCAAAUUAAUGAUGCUGAAAUUUGAUCCUCAUUAGGGGUUUUAUC